Molecule: messenger RNA, 2133 nt
Organism: Capronia epimyces CBS 606.96
Lineage: Eukaryota; Fungi; Ascomycota; Eurotiomycetes; Chaetothyriales; Herpotrichiellaceae
Exons: 1
Coding region: 1-2133 (710 amino acids)
Biological process (GO): phosphatidylinositol dephosphorylation
Cellular component (GO): endoplasmic reticulum
Molecular function (GO): phosphatidylinositol-4-phosphate phosphatase activity
Source: RefSeq, a predicted model, not a curated record
AUGGCACAUCUCUUGCCGUUUCGUGACAUCAACGUGCACGCAUCCACCAGCCAUUAUGCCUUCACCUCGCCGUCCACCCCUUCUGCGCCUACGCUCGUGGUAGAAAGACCUUCGGGCGACAUCAGACUCAACGAUGGCUCUCUUCUGGGAGCAAAGAGGGUGUCUAGCAUUGCGGGAAUUCUGGGCAUCAUCAAGCUGAAGCUGGACAAAUAUGUCAUUGUUAUCACCAAGGCGCAGCCUAUGGGGCGUAUCCGGGGCCAUAUGGUUUACAAGGUCGUAGCAACCGAGUUCCUCCCUCUGCGAGAACGACCUGUCCACGAUCCCGACGAGGACACGUAUCUUUCCUACCUCAAGACGCUGCUGUCCACCGGCCCCAUGUACUUUUCCUAUUCGCUGGACGUGACAUCAAGCUUCCAGCGCCAGUCCGAGUCAGACCUGUCGCAACCGUUGUGGAAGAGAGCUGAUGACCGCUUCUUCUGGAACCGGUUCGUUCAGACCGAUCUGAUUGACUUCAGGAUGGGGGGUGGGCCUUCGGCCGGGUUAAAAGGACAACAACAGCCAGGGGCCGACCCGUAUAUUCUUCCUGUCAUGUUUGGCAUGUUCGAAGUCAGACCAGCCAGGAUCAAGUCGACCAACUUCAAUUUCGCACUUAUUACCAGGCGAUCGCGGCAUCGUGGAGGGACCCGAUAUUUCUCCAGGGGUAUUGACGACCAGGGCCAUGUCUCCAACUUCAACGAAACGGAACAAGUGGUCGUUUUGAAUGACGUUUCCGGACCGCCUGCAGGCUACGCCGGCGGUGCAGGGAUACAAAAUGGGAAAAUUGCCGGUCAACCUUCGGAUACCCAGGUUCUGUCAUUUGUCCAGACACGAGGGAGCGUCCCUGUCUUCUGGUCUGAGAUCAACGACUUGCGCUAUGUACCAAAGCUUCAGAUCCGCGGAGUUGAUACUGCAGUGGAUGCUUCGCGGAAGCAUUUCGACGAGCAAAUCAGAAUCUAUGGCGAGAAUUACCUCGUAAACUUGGUCAAUGCGCGGGGCCGAGAAGAACGUGUGAAGAAGGCCUAUGAACAAAUCAUCAGGAUAUUGGUCAAUUCUCCGGACGAGUCGGUGGAAGCCGACCAGCGUACCGACGAAAAGUUUCGUGACAUCAGCGCGGAAUAUCCACGCUCAAUGAUGGAUAAACUGCAUUAUAUCUACUUUGACUUCCACAACGAGACCAAAGGCCUAAAGUGGCACCGGGCCGAACUGCUAUUGGACGAGUUGAUUGAUGGCUUGAAGAAGGGACAAUAUUUCAAAGGAGUGGAAAUGCCUGGCGAUCCGUCUGGCGCUCUGGAGGUCCGCUUACAACAGACGGCAGUCGUCCGCACCAACUGCAUGGAUUGUCUCGACCGGACCAACGUCGUUCAGAGCAUGCUUGGCAGGUGGGCGCUGACCCAGCAAUUACAGGACAUUGGUAUCUUGCAGCCAGGCGAGCGCGUAAGCGAUGAUCGCGCCUUCGAGUUUCUGUUCAGAAACGUAUGGGCCGACAAUGCAGAUGUCGUGUCCAAAGCUUAUUCGGGUACCGGCGCUCUGAAGACGGAUUUCACACGAACUGGUACUCGGACGAGAGUGGGAAUGCUGCAAGAUCUGAGCAAUUCUUGCACUCGGUACAUCCGCAACAACUUCCUCGACGGACCUCGACAAGAUGGUUUCGACCUUUUUCUAGGGACUUACCUCCCAUCGACAUACGGUGUUGGAUCAUCCAUGAUCUUUGUCGACCGGCGGCCGCUUAUCAUCCAGGCCGUCCCGUAUGUUUUUGCCGCCUCUCUCUUUAUCAUCCUGAUCUCGAUCUUGACCCGACGAGCCCCAGAGUCGACCGUCUGGCCGUUGCGGCUCCUUGUUAUCCUGUGUUUGGUCGUCGCUGGCUGGUCCUUUCAAUUCCUCUACACCUACGGCUUGCUCUAUGUCAAUUGGCCAAAACUCAACACUCCAACGUACGCUCUUGAAGAAGUCAGUCAAGCCUUGUCUCGGGUACACAAGGACAAGAUUAUCGGGCCCGUGAUUGCCGCGACGACCAGUAGCAAGGAGAGAAGGGCUCGAAAUAUCAGCACGGCCAACAUGGGUUAUAUGGAAGAGGGUAAGAAGAGAAUAGAAUAA